AUGACGACUGAAUUGACACAGGAAGAGAUGGAUGCCGUCAUCUACGACGCUCGUGAAGGUGAUUUGCAAACAUUGAAGGAAAUAUUUACAGAAAUACUGCCCCAGCUAUUGACAACAAUCAAGGACGACAUAACAUUAAGCACCCCCGUACACAUGGCUGCUGGAAAUGGCCAUUUCGAGGUUGUUAAAUACCUUUUGAGUAUCCUUCCCAAAGAAGAAGCCAAGCAAAUAGCAUCAAAACCCAACGAAAGCGGCAAUACUCCUUUGCAUUGGGCUGCCUACAAUGGCCAUUUGGACAUUGUCAAGCUUCUUUGCGAAGAAUACAACAGUGAUGUCUUUGCAAAGAACGCCGUAGGCCACGAUCCAAUGUUCGAGGCAGAGAACAAUAAUCACAGUGAAGUUGAAAAUUGGCUUUUAAAUAAGUAUGCUCCCGAAAAUGCGUUCAAGGUGGAGGAAAAUGGCGAAGAUACAAAGAUUACUUAUACUCCAGGAGAUGUUAGCAGAGAGGCCGACGAGGCUGCAAAAAAGGCUCAAGAAGACCAAAGCAAAAAUUCUCAAAAAAACGGUGGUAAAGAAGCUGGUAAUGCCACUGACACUAUUACCCAGCAGACGGAGAAACUCGACAUCAACUAG
This is a messenger RNA of Meyerozyma guilliermondii ATCC 6260, 633 nucleotides long. RefSeq lists its product as uncharacterized. Gene Ontology annotation, molecular function: protein binding. The record is from RefSeq and is a predicted model, not a curated record. The transcript has a single exon. Bases 1 to 633 code for a protein of 210 amino acids. NCBI's taxonomy places the organism in Eukaryota, Fungi, Ascomycota, Pichiomycetes, Serinales, Debaryomycetaceae.